Porites evermanni is the source of this 822-nucleotide messenger RNA. The record is from the annotation of a GenBank genome assembly. NCBI's taxonomy places the organism in Eukaryota, Metazoa, Cnidaria, Anthozoa, Scleractinia, Poritidae.
AUGAUGCAAGGCAUUCAGCUGCCCACAGGACUAAACCUGUCGGCAAAGCACAAGGCAGCAACUUGGAAAGUCUACAAGCAGCAAUGGGAGAACUACUCCAUUGUAGCACAGCUAGAGAAGCAAACAGAAGAGUACAGAGUGGCACUAUUUCUCUACUCGAUAGGACCCGACGCGAUCAAGAUAUACAACAGCUUUGAUUUAAGCGAAGCAAACCGGAGAAAGCUGUCGGAAAUAAUCAAAGAAUUUGACAAGUAUGCGAUUGGAGAAACCAACGAAACGUAUGAACGGUACGUGUUUAACAGUCGUGAUCAGAAAGAAGGUGAAUCUAUGGAUGCAUACGUUGGAGAAUUGAGAACACUUAGACAAUCGUGCAAUUUCUGCACAUGUUUACAUGACACACUUAUACGCGACCGAAUUGUCCUUCGCAUACGUGAUGGAGGCACAUGCAAGCGCCUAUUGCGUCAAGGCAAAUUAACGUUGCAAAAGUGCAUCGAAAUCGCAAGGAGUGAUGAAGUCUCGAACACACAGCUAAAGAAUAUGGACCGGACUACACCAGAAGAUGUCAAUAAAGUCAACCAAAGAUUUCCACCAAAGAAACCAGAGCACAAAUAUCCGAAGGAAGCAGGCCAAAAUAAUCCAAACCGGAUACCUAAUGAUGACAAGAUGUCUACAAGCGAUAAGCCGUGCGAUUUCUGUGGGAGAAAACAUCGUAGAGGCAGAGCCAAUUGCGCCGCUUGGGGCCGUAUUUGUGGAGCGUGUGGAAAGAAAAACCAUUUAACGUCUCAAUGUAAAGCCAAAGAAAAGACACAAUGUCGAAGUUGA